Molecule: messenger RNA, 867 nt
Organism: Urocitellus parryii (Arctic ground squirrel)
Lineage: Eukaryota; Metazoa; Chordata; Mammalia; Rodentia; Sciuridae
Gene: Bst2
Product: bone marrow stromal cell antigen 2
Biological process (GO): defense response to virus; innate immune response
Cellular component (GO): Golgi apparatus; cell surface
Molecular function (GO): metalloendopeptidase inhibitor activity
Source: RefSeq, a predicted model, not a curated record
UCUCUAGAAGAUUCCAGGGCUCGAGCCUCUGUCCAAACCCCUUACAUCUUAGGGAAAUGGGGAUGGCACCCUCUUUUUGCCACUACUUGCCAGUGCCCUUGGAUGAGCAAAUGAAGGAGGGUGGCCCUCGAAGGAGCUGGCUGUGGUUGAUGGUGGGCUUCGUCAUGGCGGGCCUGAUCAUCGCCCUGUCCAUUUUCAUGGUCAAAUAUUACAGUGAAGCCUGCCAGAAUGGUCUGGAGCUGGAGAGGCAGUGCCAGAAUGUCACCCAGCUCCUGAAGAAGCAGCUGAUCCAAGCCAAGGAGGAGAGCCUGGCGGCCGAGACCCGAGCUGACACCUGUAACCAGUCUGUGGGGAAACUGAAGGCCCAGGAGCUGCAGCUACAGGCGCGAGUGCGGGAACUUGAGAGAGAGCUCACCAAAUUGAACCAAACGCUGCAGGAGACUUUGACAAAACUGGAGCGACCAAGAACGAAGAACACCCAGACCACCCCGGCCAGCUCCAAGGCCAUCAUCGUUCUGCAGGUGUCCACGCCGCUCCUGCUCCUGAGCCUGAGCCUCGCCUUUCUGCAGCUCUGAGGCCCCAGGAGGCCAGAGGGCCCCAAUCUGAACUGGUCCGGCUGCAUCUCUGCUUUUCCCAGCGACUGUCCCUUGACCCAGCUGGUUGCUGAGGGGAGAGGGGACGAGUUAAAGUGAAGGGGCCAUGGGGCAGCUGUGGAGGGCCUGGGGCAAUGGGGGAGGGGAGGGCGAGAGCUGGGUGGGAGCGGGGCUGCUUCCUGGGCAGCCUCCCUACUUGGGCCUGGGAUGGUGGAGGGUGGGGGCGCUGCCUCUUGCUGUAUUAGGGGUGGGUGUGGCUUUCCUCUGGGGGUCU